GCCCAGUUGUAUUACUACUAUUCCAGAUAUUUUCAUUUUUACUGAUUUAAUUAUUGGUUGGAGAGUGCAUCCACUUCCCCAUUUUCCUCCUAUUUCAAGAUGAUUCAUCAUCGUUUCUAAUCACCCUCACAGAUCUUACUCCAAUUCGAUUUCACUAUGAAACUUCUUCACAAUUUUCCAGCAAUGUUAUAACAGACGCAAUUCUCUUGCCAUCAAAUCCCAGCUUAUUUUCUUCAUUUCCAAUUUGAAGAACAACUUUCGCAAUCCCUUCAGAAUUUCUUGCAAAGUCGAAUACCAUCACAAACAUCAAUUUACAGCAACCCACUCCCACCCAUAAUCUGGAGAAAUCAAUUUAUUUCACAAGAGGACUUACAGAAGAGGAUACUUAGGAUUCUGAUCAACUCGGUUUAAUUGUUUGGAUUAUCAGCAAUCAAAUUGAGCAGCUGGUGGUGACGUGCGAUGCUGAGGAAAGGUUGUUCCUGUGAUAUUGAAGAACGCUAUGUUUUACUUCUGCUAAAAUAAAUUCACUUGGUGAAUACAAUCUGAUGCGCAACUAUGUUGAUACUUUUAGAUUGAUUUAAUUUGAAUUCCAUUUUCCAUCGUUUUCCCUAGCAAUUGAUAUCUCGCAUAUAUUAUAUGCCUAGUACGAAAUGUUGUUUUUAGUAUAACGUCGUACUUGUUGUCUUUUAAAUACAACAUAUUUUUUGAUUAAUGAAAUGAUGACCGACUCUAAGGGUGCAUUACCGAUUUAAUUAAGUAAAGCCUAAUAGUCCUGCUCAUUUCUUAUUCUCCCGGAAAAUCGGAGCUGUUACAAAUGAUAUUAGAGCAAAAGUUCUUGGUUCUGAGACCUCUAGUUCUUUGAUGUCUAAGCUACACAGCAAUCUCAGCUCGCCUUCACAUCGCUCUCAAGUAAGAAAGGGGCUGAUUUGUCUUUCAAAUUGGAAAACUAUAAAAAGGGGCCCGAAAGCAACUGUCAGCUCCGGUGAUAGACUGAGGAGCGAGCUGAAUGGGACUGGGAGCGCGCAGCUCCGCUUCCGACACCUCUUCAACCACCACCACACGGCUCAAGAGAGAGGAUUUCCGGCGCACCAAACACGACUCUGCUUUCUCCCAAUGGAAGAUCCUAAUAGGAGCCUUUGAUUGGGAAGAUUAUUCGAUGGGAAAAGAAGGAGUAGAAAGGUAUAGGACAGAAAACCUCCCAAACUGGACUUCAUGUCCAGGAGUUUAUGAGCUUGGGAUUGCUACAUCACGCCCACAAUCUGGAAGGGAAACCAGAAAGCUGGACUCAAGUUCUGUCAUUCCCGUUUAUCUUGGACAGGCCGAUAAUCUUAGGAACCGACUGCAGCAGUAUGGCCGUGAUGGUGCCCAUUUGGAAAAUGGAUAUACAAGUAGCAAAACUGUUAGUUGUCAAAGUAUUUCUUCUCAUAAGGGACCUGGAUUAUUUACAGAUAUAUUCUCAAGAGGGCUGCCAAUCGUUUAUAGAUGUGCUCCUAUAAAAAGUAAGAAUGAUGCAGAGAUAACUGAGAAACAGCUGCUUGACAAAUUUGAUUAUGCAUGGAAUAAAGGCAGCAAUGUUUCACGCCGCCAAGAUGAUAUCCACAAAAAACUUGAACGUCUUGAAAAAACGUCCAAGUUUUCUCUUCUUGCAAAAGAGUUUCUUUUCUCCAACAAGAGGGAAGUGGGCAUUAAAAUCAGAAACGGCUCUAAUAUGAAUGGAACUGGUAAUAGUACAAUAUUCUCUAGAAUACAUGGAGUUAGGAGGUUGCAGGAAACACCAAUGCACUCUGGUUAUGGUGAUUGUGGUGAUAAUAUUUGUGGAGUUGCCACCGGCCAUGGAUCUGUUUGCACUUCACCACCUGUUGCAGGAAGAAAACGAUGUGCUGUGCACAAAGGACUGAGAGUCAACGGCUACAAUUCAAAGUUGGCUACAGAAGGAAAACUCCCUCUUGCUGCCAACCCAAAAUCUGGUGUAGAAACUUAUCAAGAGUAUUCUGAUAAUCAAGAUCAGAAACAGAGAUAUAUCACAGAGAACCAUCAUCCUUGUGAGCAAACCUCCGGCAAAAAGUUUAACCUCACUUGUGGAAUUAUCUUGGAAGACGGCUCUCCUUGUAAAAGAAGUCCUGUUCGAGGAAAUAAAAGGUGUUUGGAGCAUAAAGGAAGGAGGAUCCGCAGAUCCAACCUAAGCUUCCAAACGAAGAAUUAUGAGAACAUUGCAUAAUGAUCAGUCGACUGAGCUAACCAAUGCAAAUUCUUCGACUCCCAAGCUCUGGUAGACAGCUGAUUGUAAGCAAGAUUGAUGACAUUACAUACCAGGUUGAUGCAGGAAUGGAAAGGUUCGUAUUGAGAAAGAAGAUAUGAAGGCGAAGGGUCCACCUUUGAGGUUUCCUAUGCCAUAUUCGUGUGUGUUUUUACUGAAGAUGAUCCUAGAAACUGUAUAUGAAGAUGAGAGAGAGCCAUUCGAAGCUGCAAAAUAAAAUAAGCACUUAAACUGGUUUCGUAUUGUGCAACAUUUGCCCAUUCUGACAAUAGCUAUGGCUAAUUUGAAGGGUGUUGUCAUGUAUUAUGAAUGAGUAAAUACCACAAUAUGUUGUAUUUAAUUGUAACAAAUUUGUUGUAUUAGAAAAAGAAUAAGGUUUGUUUC
Messenger RNA from Salvia miltiorrhiza (redroot sage), 2641 nucleotides. RefSeq names its product protein EFFECTOR OF TRANSCRIPTION 2-like. The record is from RefSeq and is a predicted model, not a curated record. NCBI's taxonomy places the organism in Eukaryota, Viridiplantae, Streptophyta, Magnoliopsida, Lamiales, Lamiaceae. The transcript is spliced from 6 exons. Gene Ontology annotation, molecular function: DNA binding. Gene Ontology annotation, biological process: regulation of DNA-templated transcription. The coding region runs from base 1007 to 2218 and encodes 403 amino acids.